AUGCGUUCCACCUACGAAGAUGAUAAUGACUAUAACGUAACCAUUCAAGUUGGACAGGAGUCAGAUGAAAAGAUCUUCAAAGCACACUCUGUAAUCUUAAGAGCGCGUUGCCCAUAUUUUCGCACGGCUUUGUCAAAUGUAUGGGGCCGGAAAGUGAACGAAAUAUACAUCUACAUCGGCGAAGUGGAUUUGAGAGCGGACGAGGUCAAGUCCAUGUAUCUCGAAUUGCUCUCGGCUGCUGACCAGCUAGAGAUGGUGGAGCUCAUGGACCACAUUCAAGAUCACAUUAUCGAAGACGAGUACGAUUGGAUCUUGAAUAAUUUCGUAAAACUCAUGUCCAUCUCCGCACAGUACAGGUCCUACAUCAAGCUAAAUAACAUCGUAAAGCAAAUACUGACCGAAGAUCCGGCAGCACCGUUAAAGUCCGAGGACAGUCAUGAACUCGACGAAGCGACACUACUGGAAAUUGUAAAGAGGGAUGACCUUCUCAUCAAAGAAAUCGAGCUCUUUGAGUACAUAAUCGCGUGGGGAAUUAGCCAGGUCCCAUCCCUCAACUCCGACAUGUCCAGGUGGACCGAUAAUGAUUACGAGAGUGUUCGUGCCGUCACCGGUGACUUACUGAGUCACGUUCGGUAUUCGAAUAUUUCGGGCGUCGAGUAUCACGAGAAAUUGCGAAAGUGCAAAAGACUACUUCCAGCAGACCUGUGGAAAGGCAUGAAAGAGUUUUACAUCACGGAAAAGAGGCCCGACGUGUUGAAAAAAAUGCCACUGCGCACCUCCUUUGAUAUAAAUAGCUCGAAUCUCAUCAGCUGGAGGAAUUUUGCAAAAAUCACCUAUUGGAUUAAUCGGACGAGAAAUGACCGAGAGCCAGCCGCAUAUGUAUAUAAGCUUUUGUUGAGGCAAAGUCGCGACGGAAAGGGGCCAAAGGUGUUUAACGGGCUGGCAGCGAAUAAGGGUCCCACGGUUGUGAUAAUUAAGGUUGCAAAUUCCGAAAAGAUUCUUGGCGGAUAUAAUCCGGUGAACUGGGAGACCACAUUUAGCGUGGAGAACACAAAGGAAAGCUUCAUAUUUUCGUUUGAGAAUGGGUCUACCUGCAAUAACUGCAUUCUAAGUCGCGUCAAAAACUUUGAGAAGGCAAUCACGAGUUAUCCGAGACGUCACCUAUUUGAUCACGACCUCGAUUUUAGCGAUGGAAGGUGUGUCCCAACCUCCUAUGAGAAGAAAAUACUUGACGACACCAAAUUCACGAUUGAUGAUUACGAAGUAUUUCAAGUCAUUAGAACAAAGGAUGCACCACCCGCGGAAGAAAAUGUCGUGGUGACAAGAAAACGUUCAAGGGGUAGCUCCCUGAACGAAGGUGGUGUGGGCAGUGAUGCAAAGAGUAACAAGAGGAAUCGGAUUGAAGACGAUAUUGACUUUGAUUUCUAA
This is a messenger RNA of Acaulospora colombiana, 1428 nucleotides long. The record is from the annotation of a GenBank genome assembly. NCBI's taxonomy places the organism in Eukaryota, Fungi, Glomeromycota, Glomeromycetes, Diversisporales, Acaulosporaceae.